ACUACUGCUAGCAGCUAAUUAGCUUAGCUUCAUCAUGGAGUAGUAUAUGCAGCUCAUGUGAAAGAAAGCAGGCCGGAGAGAGAAGUUAUUAUGGGCAGCUGACAGUAUAUAUCAUCCAGUGUGUGUGCGUGUGUAUGACUGUGUAAGUGUGUAUGUCCAUUGACUGCUAGCUAGCUGCAACGAACGCCAACCACACAGGGGUGAGUUCAGGGCUGUUGGCUAGCUAGCUAGGUAGUAAUAGAGCGAGCUGCUAGUGGAAAGUAGAAAGAGUGAGCACACCACUAUGGACAUAGCGGAGGAGGCCGUCGCCGGCACCGCAGCUCAGGGCGACCUCGCCGAGGUUGUGGCCCGUGCAGGUGCAAUGGCCAUGGCCGCCGCGCCGAGUCACCACCGGCGGCCACCCUCUCCCUCUCCUGCAGCAGCAGAUCACAGUCACGUCAUGUCGAGGGCUGCCGGCCAGAUCAUGGCCAUCCCUCCUGCUUGUUACGACGAGGAGCAGGAGCUACGGCCUGCUGCUGCUUGCGGUGACGCGGUGAUGUUCGACGUGCCGUCGUCUAUGGUCGUCGAUCCAUACCAUCAGCUGUCUUCGUCGGCGGCCACGGCGCCGCCGCACGGGCACGGCGGGUACUGGCUGCCGCCACAACAGAUCUCCCAGCAGGCCUGCUAUGGCCUCGACGUGGCCAUGGGAGGCGCUGCCGCCGCCGAUGCCGACGGCGACGAGCCCAUGAUGAUGAGGAUCUCUCCAGUCACUCCGCCGCCGCCUUCUCAUCAUCAAAUCAUGAAGAGCAGAAAAAAUGAGGUGAAGAAGGUGGUGUGUAUCCCGGCGCUACCUCCGGCGAGCAGCCGGCCAGGAGGAGGAGAGGUGAUUCCCUCUGAUCUUUGGGCGUGGAGGAAAUACGGCCAGAAGCCCAUCAAGGGCUCGCCUUACCCAAGAGGUUACUACAGAUGCAGCAGCUCAAAGGGAUGUAUGGCGAGGAAGCAAGUAGAGCGCAGCCGCAGUGACCCGAAUAUGCUAGUGAUUACCUACACGGCAGAACACAACCACCCUUGGCCAAUGCAACGAAAUGUACUUGCUGGGUACUCCCGGCCUCACACUCACAUGUCCAACUGCAAGAAGAAGAACAGCUGCAGGGUUGAACCGACGAGUUCAUGGCCAACAUCAUCAUCGUCGUCAUCAUCAUCAAAGAAUGCCAACUACUUCGAGCAUAAUGUAGUUCCCAGUAGCAACAUCGAGUGUCAACAAAUGACAAACAUGAUGGAAGAUAAUGCAGCUGGGUAUGUUGCCUAUGCCAUCGAUACUCUUGAUGAGGAGGGUGUUGCGAUGCAUCAGCCGAUCAAUCGCAAUAGCAUCCAACCUUCAGAUGAAGUUUUCGCAGAGUUGGAGGAAUUGGAGCCUAGUAAUAAUCCUGUGAAUGCAAACAUCUACUCUAGGGGGGUAAGUUAUGAGUGGCAAAAGUUCUAAUCUAUCAGGCUCAAGGUAUAAGGAAGGCUACAAUACAUAUGGCAUAAAUGCUUUGAUGAAAAAUAGGUUACAAUUAUGCA
Molecule: messenger RNA, 1542 nt
Organism: Sorghum bicolor (sorghum)
Lineage: Eukaryota; Viridiplantae; Streptophyta; Magnoliopsida; Poales; Poaceae
Product: probable WRKY transcription factor 35
Exons: 3
Coding region: 284-1462 (392 amino acids)
Biological process (GO): regulation of DNA-templated transcription
Cellular component (GO): nucleus
Molecular function (GO): DNA-binding transcription factor activity; transcription cis-regulatory region binding
Source: RefSeq, a predicted model, not a curated record